This is a messenger RNA of Helobdella robusta, 1360 nucleotides long. RefSeq lists its product as hypothetical. The transcript has 6 exons. The record is from RefSeq and is a predicted model, not a curated record. NCBI's taxonomy places the organism in Eukaryota, Metazoa, Annelida, Clitellata, Rhynchobdellida, Glossiphoniidae. The coding region runs from base 1 to 1032 and encodes 343 amino acids.
AUGCUGAAGAAAGAUGUUGGUCUUUUGAAAGAGAAGGUCAUCCAGCUAUUGAGAGAUAAAGAGUCAUUGUGGAGACAGUGUGAAGAGUUGAAAGAUGACAAGAUGAUGUUGUAUGAGCAGCUGCAGCAACACUCAUCAUCAUCACAUUUGCAACAAUCAUCAUCAUCACAUUCGCAACAAUCGUCAUCAUUGCCUCCUUCGUCGCAAAAGUCAUCGCUAUCAUCAUCACUUCCGCCACCAACACCGUCGUCGUCGUCAUCUUCUUCAUCUUCACUUCCGGCUGAGGUGACAUCAUCAGCGUUAUCUAGAUUGAUGACGUCAUUAGUAUUACAGACGAGCAACCUGUAUGACGUCAUAUGCAUUGAUGAGGUCAUAGAAGCCAGUAUCUUCAAUAUGAAGAAUGACGAAACCAACACCUUCCUAGACGUCAUCGACCUGAACAGCUACUACAACCAAUCUCUGACGUCACCAUCUUUAUCACAAUUACCGGAAUCAUCAUCAUCAUCGUCGUCGCUGGCGCAGACUCAGUCAUCAUUAUCAUCACAGCCAUCGUCGUCGUCUUCCUCCUGGCUGGUAAAGCAUUUGGAAGCGACUGCCGGCAAAAUCAUAUUUCUUCCCGUCCGGAUGUCACGUGAUUUCAUCGACAAUCUUCAUUGGUCCUUCAAUACGCACCCCAAGGGAAUUACGUUUAGUAUCGUCUUUAAAGAUGAGAUGACGUCAUCUUUGACGUCAUCGGUUACGCCGACAACAUCUCAAUUAUCAUCAUCGUCAUCUUCUUCAUCAUCGUCAAUAGUAACAACAACAGCAACCGAGCCAUCAUCGGUGCAACGAUCAUCCUCACGUCAUCCUAUAUCAACCAUAGACAUAAUAUUUCCUCCGACUAAACUACAAAGUCAUUUAAAAGAUGUCGUCGCUUCUUUGGUCCCCAACAAAUCAGGGAUGUACAUUUUUAUCUUUGACAACUCGUUUAAUAAAGUGACAACAAAGAAGGUUAACUUGCACCUGAAAGCUGUCUAUCGUCCAAUCGCAUGAGAUCUUUAAAGUUCAUCAACCAAUCAAGACGCAUUCGAUCGUCCAAUCAUGUUGUUAUAUCUCACUCAUCAACCAAUCAUAAUGCACAAUUUCUUUUGACCAUACAAUCGCAUUUAAAUGUGUUAUCAUCUCACUCAUUCAUCAACCAACCACGUUUCAUAGUUUUAUUUAACCACCCAAUCACAUAUCAAGCAUACUGUUGUGUAUCUGUUAAUUGAUGAAAUAAAAUGACAUUUGGGUCAUUCUUUACAGUAUUUAUCCUGAUCUAAAUGUAGAUACAAUCAUUUUAUCUUCUUUUUAUUUCAAUUCUGUCUAGGUGAAUGCUUUU